CACACCACACGAUGGCUUCCUCGGCAGCAGAAGGUUUCCCUGAAAUCGACAAACUCCGAGCCGAGCAGCUGAACGGUGUUGGAGUCGUGACGGACAGAGAGCGCGAACAGGAGGAAGUCAGCCACAGGGAAAUUCUGUCCCGUAUUGAAAACAUCAUCCUUGGAAUAGUGACCAGUCUUUCCAAAGAAGAGGCUCCUUUCCUGGCAGUGCCCAACAGAUCCAGCUGGGCUAACAUCAGUUUUCACAGUGCCGUGGGGCUUCAGAUGAGUUCAGGAGGUUCCGUCAGCACCAUUAGGAGCGACUGUCCUUCGUCUGUCACUAAAUUUGCACAAAUUCUCAAGAUCCUCUCUGUCAUCUACAAACUUGUGCAGAGCAACUCGUACGCCACGAAAAGAGACAUCUAUUACAACAACACACAGCUGUUUGUGUCACAGACAACUGUGGACAGUAUUGUAGAUGAUAUCUCCUGCAUGCUGAAGGUUCCUCGCAGAUCUCUUCAUGUGUUGGCCACGUCCAAGGGAUUGAUCGCGGGUGAUCUGUGUUACAUGGAGGAGGACGGCACACGGAUUGACUGCCACUCAAGCUCAGCUGGUGUUGCAGUUUCAUCAAACAUUGCUGGGAUUAGAAAUAUUGUAUCAUCUGCGAAAUUUGUCCUGAUAGUUGAGAAGGAUGCAACUUUCCAGAGACUCCUGGAUGACGACUUCUGCACAAAGCUCCGUCCCUGCAUCAUAAUCACAGGUAAAGGUGUGCCAGAUGUGAACAGCAGGUUGAUGGUGAGGAAGCUUUGGGACACACUGCACGUCCCCACCUUCGCUUUGGUGGAUGCUGACCCUCACGGCAUUGAAAUCAUGUGUAUCUACAAGUACGGAUCAGUGGCCAUGUCGUUUGAGGCCCACAGUCUGACCGUCCCCAGCGUUAUGUGGCUAGGCCUCCUCCCCUCUGACCUCCAGAGGCUGCAGGUUCCCGAGGAUGUCCUGAUCCCACUCACCGAGAGAGAUGAAAGCAAACUCAGUAGUCUUCUUAAAAGGCCGUACUUGAGCAGCCAGCCCAACUGGCAAAGAGAGAUGGAACUGAUGCAACAGACUAAGGUCAAGGCUGAAAUACAGUCCCUGGCAACCAUAGCUCCUGAUUUCCUCACCAGCAUCUACCUGCCCAACAAGCUGCGUUACGGAGGCUGGAUAUGAGUGCAAUGCUGACAUCUAGUGGAAGAGAAGGGGAAGUGCUGAAGCGGGUUUGAGUACUACAGAAAGAUGUAACCUUUUCAGAACAACAAUAAAUAAUCACCCGUGUUUGUUUGACAGUAAUGUUCGAAUAUUUAUAAAUGAGUGUUUUUGUUUAUUUUAUCGUUUAAUUAAAACCCCUGUAAACAUGUUAGUAAGACAGAGUACGGUUUUGGUUUUUAUGUUCUAGUUGGACUUUCCCAAGUUAUUUGGACCAACACAGGUUUCAGCAUUGUUGUUCAUGCUUUUCAACUACUGACCACCUCACUGCAUGCUGGUGCAAAGUCUACAAGUCAGCAGAGGAGUGUAAUGAUUUCUUGAUGUGGAACAGUGACGUCUGUGUGACUUUGUAUUAAUGAGUGUAUAACAAAUUAUAGCUGCUGGUCUGUAUAUUAUCAGUUCUCCAGCAGGUUGAAACAGUGGAUUAAAUAUUGUCAGGGAAAGAAGAUGUAAAAAAUCUCUUGCUGUAAAUCCUCACAGACACAGUUGGGAUUAAAUAAAUGGUUAAAAUCU
Molecule: messenger RNA, 1733 nt
Organism: Limanda limanda (common dab)
Lineage: Eukaryota; Metazoa; Chordata; Actinopteri; Pleuronectiformes; Pleuronectidae
Gene: spo11
Product: SPO11 initiator of meiotic double stranded breaks
Exons: 13
Coding region: 12-1184 (390 amino acids)
Biological process (GO): meiotic DNA double-strand break processing; meiotic DNA double-strand break formation; reciprocal meiotic recombination
Cellular component (GO): nuclear chromosome
Molecular function (GO): DNA topoisomerase type II (double strand cut, ATP-hydrolyzing) activity; ATP binding; DNA binding
Source: RefSeq, a predicted model, not a curated record